UGAGUUGAUCUGCUGCUGCUUGGUUAGCGCAUACGGGGCUUUAAGCUGCACAACAGUGAGAGGGAGUGAGAGAGAGCUCCGGAGAGGAGGAGAGGAGAGGGCUGAGCUAACCCACAACAAGCACCACCACGGCCAUCGCAGACAGGCAGACGGACAGACGGCAGGACGGAUACACGGGUGGGGGCUGUGCUAGGCGGCUCGGCGGCAGGCUGGUGGAAGAUGUCGUCAGGAGCCGGUGGGAGGGGAGGAAGGCGGCUCAGGGGGACUGCAAGCAGUGGGGGAGGAGGGGGGAGAGGAGGGGCAGGAGAAGCAGAGGAAGGCCCCGUGGGGAUCCCUUUCCCCGAGCACAGCGCAGACAUCCUGGGCAGCCUGAACAAGCAGCGGCUCAGUGGCCUGCUGUGUGACGUGCUGCUGGUCACACAGGACCGGGAGUUCCCAGCUCACCGCUCUGUCCUGGCGUCUUGCAGCUCCUACUUCCACAAGCUCUUCACUUCAGGGGCCACUGCUGACCAACAUAACAUCUAUAACAUUGAGUUUGUGACAGCGGAGGCUCUGGGAGCGUUGCUGGACUUUGCCUACACAGCCACAUUGAUGGUCAGUCACAGCAGCGUGGCUGACAUCCUUGCCGCUGCACGCCUCCUGGAAGUCCAACCUGUCCAGGACGUCUGUACACACCUGCUGGACACCAAAGUGCUCUCCCCGCCGGCGGGCAGUGAGCGAAGAGAUGAAGAUGAAGAUGAGGAGGGGAAGGGCAGAGGAGGCAGGGAGCAGGGGAACCGGGUGCGGGCCCGGGAGUACCUGGAGUACUUCCAGAGAGGGGCUCAAUGGAGCAGCAGCUGCAGCACGCCAGAGCUCAGGGACCUGCCCACACACCUGCACUUUAACCACGGCAAUGGGGGGACCCCCAGCAAUGGGGCUCCUGGUGGCCCCGGUGAGUACUACUCCCCCCUGGCCCUUGCCUUGGCCCAAGCCCCUACACAAGAGCCAGAGGAAGAGGACGAGGAUGAAGAGGAAGAAGAGGAUGGGGAGGCAGUGCAGGGGAACGGAGCAAGCCUUGGGUCAUCUUACUAUCCUCCAUCUCAAAAUGGGCACUUCUACCUCCCCCCGGAGUCGAGGCUGGGGCAGGACACAGAAGUGGAGGACAGCAGAGAAGCGAUGGUGAGGGACAGGGGUUCAGCCAGUGCCCUCCUGCAGCAGAUGAUGGACUCCAUCGAGAGACAGAAAGAGCGUGCAACAACCGGGGAGGAACCGGUGGAUGGGGAUGACCCUGAUAUGGAAUUUUACUUGAAUUAUUUUAACAGCACGCAGCAUGAGGAUACAGCUUCUGCUGCUGUGACACAGGGAGUGCCACCGCUCUGGUUAUCACGGGGCAGUACAGGCCAAGACAGAGUAGGAGGAGGAGGGGAGAGGGGGGUUGGAGAGAGAGGCAGUGGGGGAGGAGGAGGAGGUGGAGGAGAGAGGAAGAUGCGCUCUAAGGCCUUCCAGAAGUGCCCCAUAUGCUCCAAGGUCAUUCAAGGAGCAGGCAAGCUACCCCGCCACAUCCGAACACACACGGGAGAGAAACCCUAUGAAUGCGCCAUCUGCAAAGUGCGCUUUACCAGGCAGGACAAGCUCAAGGUUCAUAUGCGGAAGCAUACAGGAGAGAAGCCUUACCUUUGUACGCAAUGUGGAGCUGCCUUUGCUCACAACUACGACCUGAAGAACCACAUGCGUGUUCACACAGGCCUGCGCCCCUACCAGUGCUCCAGCUGCUUUAAGACUUUCGUGCGCUCAGAUCAUCUGCAUCGCCACCUCAAGAAGGACGGCUGCAACGGCAUCCCCUCUCGUCGAGGCAGAAAGCCUCGAGUGAGAGAGCCCGGACUCCUCGAGGCUGCCCCGCUAGGCCUGCUGAGCCCCGGCUCCGACACUGGCCCUGGGCCUCGUAACAUCAGGGGACGGCGGCGCUCAGAGGCAACCUCAGCGGCAGAGGUGGAGGUGGAUGCUGGAGCCCAUGCACACAGUCCUCAGCUGCGGGAGUUGGCAGGAGAGGCAGGGCCCUGAGACUGCAGGGGUGACAAGGACACUGCUGGACACCGUUGUCACUCUGCGUCGCCUGUGAGACAGGCCAGUGAACAGAGAGGAGAAAAGGCAAACUUUAAAAAAAACAAAAACAAAACAACUAACUAUUCCUCUAUAAACCAAAUCAGGGUGUCACAAAAAUCUAAUCUUUAUAUUUCUUUCUCCUUUUACUUUAGGAAAUGGAGUAGACUUGCAAGCACUUGAGUCGGUUUAUCUGUUAAAGAGCAAAGAACGCUUCAAAUCAUGCACCCAUGAUGUCCACUUUCUGGGCCAUUUCUUUCUUUAUAAUAGUAGGGGUUUUAUACAUUGGCAUAUGUGCUUAGGCAAAUGUAUAAUAGAUACAAAGAAACUCUGAGCAACUAUGCAGUUGAUUUAGAUUUUUAUUGGUUUUGUCCUCACAGCCUUCAAGCUCUAAGCAAGGUGUCUGUCAAGCACCUUCUGGCUGCUGUACGGGUGAAGCGAGGACAAAUCCUCCCAGUGAAAAACUACUCUUUUUCUAUUCUUUUGCAGGUCUGAAAUGUACAGUUACCAUAGAAACAACAUUGCCACAAUACGGCAUAUGCAAGGAAAACUCACCACAAUUUUGAUGCAACAGUUUUUUCUCUCUAAAUGUUCCAGAAAGAAUCAGACAAGGGUUUGAUUGAAGUGUUACUUACUCUAUAAAAUGCAUUCUAAGAAUUUAUGGUUUGUCUUAUUGAAAAACAAAUUUAUGUUGAGUCGAAUCCACGUUAAUGGGGGCUCGUCAGUUGCAGGACUAGGGAAUAUGAGGGGUGGAGGGUUUGUGUUUUUAAAGCACUACCAUUGUCAAUGUAUCGUUGGCUUGACUACGUUGCCUCUUAUCCCUCACACCCUGCAAUUUCAGCGUUUCUAUUUUCCCUUUUGAUUUGUCUUAAUUAUUUUUUUGUCGUCGUUCCUUUUUGAGUCGACUGCUUCGGGUACUUGACACUUUAUAAUUGUAUACAUGUAUAUACAGCAGGUGGUGAUAUGACAUUGGUCCCCUCUUAAUGCUGAGGUGUACUUACCCAUUGGGAUUUUCCUCUUAGGCUUGAUGUCAUAUUUCUCACAGAGUGAAGCUUGUGGGUGAACGAAAAACAAACUGUAUGAAUGUUCAGUGAAAGAAAGCCCAUUUGUCCUAAACUUAACACUUGACAUGUAUAGUUCCUGCCCAAAGGAUGAGGAGGUCGAUUGAAUGAAUGUGCUUAACUUUGUGCAGUUUUUUUCGGAAUCUGUCCUUGUGUGACAAGGCGCGGGUAGCAUUUAACCAACCGCAGGUUAAAGGAAUGGCAGGGAGCCCAAAUGAGAGAGUGACAAAGAGUACGAAGAAGAGAUAGAAGAGCACCUUUUUUUUUCUAUGUUUGCACAGCUUUACUAAAGAUAUCCAACAGAGCGAGAGAGAGGUAUAUUUAAAGGAAGUGGGCUGGUGUUGGGAAGGGAGUGAAAGGAGGUGUAUGUAUCAUGCUUAUUCCAAUCUUUUUGCCCUAGGGACCACACAACCGUGAGGCAACCUGUAUGAUGAAGAGAGCAAUAAAUACCUGUCGAAGUUGGGAGGCCAAAUAGGAGCGCAGCUGCAGCUGGUUGAUGGGGGAGGGGAACAAGGGAAGGGGAGGGGGAUCUCACAAUGUCUGUUGCAUUCCAAAAAAUAAUCUCCCCCAGCUCAGCCACGUUUCCAGGCAGGAGGGGAUCAAAUCAGGCCUUUUCUCUCCCUCCCUCUCUCUCCCUCUGUAGUCCUCUAAUGCCCCCGAACCAGCCUGGAGGGGAUAUUAUUAUAUUAGAGCCUGGUGUUACUGUGGGUAGGACGCCUGGUGCUGGCAGUUUAGUGUGCAAGUGUGUUUACAUGUACGUGUGUUGUUGUGCAUGUGUGUGCGUGGCAGCCAGGGUCCCUCUGGCCACAUCAUCACUGUGUGAGUCAGCCACAGCCUGUUCAAACAUGCACCCUGAGCUGCCAGCCCCAAUGCACUUUCUCCGUCUCUCAUACACAGUCAUGCACAUGCUCACACUCACUGGGUCCAGGUAUCCUGUGGAGAAGGAGAGAACACCAGAGCUGACAUAUCUUUCUGAAUAUUGUCUAUGACUCCAUACAUCUGGAUUUGUUAGUCUUAAAAAUAUCCAAGUUGUGUGUUAUUGUACUCCACAUCCAAUGUCAUUUUCCAAACUAGCACAUUGAGCUUUUGAGUCAAGAAGAGAACAUGCAUGGGAUCGAGUCCCCCCCCACCCCCCACACCUAUAAUGUCUGCAGUAGUGCUGUAGUUUAACUAUCAGUCCUUUGCACCUUAAUUGGAAAGAGGCAGGUUAUAAAUGCACUUUGUUACUGAGGAGGGCACUUUUGUCAACGAAACGGGUACUUUGAAACAAACCGGUUGCAAAUGAGAUCAGUCCUUUCUUCUGUCCAUGGUGGUGAAGUUGUGCUUCUUCAUUGGUUUUGUUCAGGUUUUGAUGACAAGCUGCCAAAAAAGAAAAAAAAAAAAAAAUCAAACCAGAAAUAUAUGAGGUCAGGUCUCUAAAAGAGAAACCAGGUUCCGAUACAAAAAUGUUUUGUGACGUUAAAAAAAAAUUAAUUAAUUAAUGUAACUGAUUGCACUUGAAGUUAGUUGUUAAAAGAAAUCUAGUGUGUAUGUCUUAAUGUAAAGUAAGGGGAUGGAAGGAGGAGGCAGACUAAGAAGAAAGGGCACCGUGUGUGUGUAUGUAGGCACGCUUUCUUUCUUUUUUGCGUGCAUGUGCACAAGCAUGCGCUGCUGGCUGGCAGACUGGAGGGUCUCAGGACAAGCUUGGAUAAACAAACUUCGUGUCUACCCCAUCUGUUCACCAGCUACUCUCAUAACUACACGUGUUCUCUGAGGAAACCACGGUGAUAAUAGGUCCACGGUACCACAGAAGCAAAAAUACCAUAUUGUAAAACAACUCACUGGACAGUUGCUUGUUUACUUCACAUCUCUCUUGGUGCCGAUUUGCAGAAUUCUUUGUUUACCCUUGUCGGUCAUUGUCAGGGGUUAGUCUUGGUCUUGGUCUUAAGAAUUUGAGCUUCUAUUUUUGCUUCUCCGUUAUGGUAAUGAUUGGUUUAUUAUUGCACAGUUUGACUCCCACACACAGACCAAUGUAAGCUGAUGUCUUCGUGGUUUGUGAUCUUUUAUGUAUAGUGGUACUUGGUAUGGACUGCUUACACUAAACCAAUUUUGUCUUGAUGUGGCAGAAUUUUUACAUAACCUGUCGAGACCUGUGAGCCAUAUAAACAUAUGUGUCUUUGGACCUUAAUAUUUCCCCAGAAGUCUUAUGUUGUUUGUUGUUUAACCAAAGCUUUUUGCCCCCAAUAUUAGUCUGCUAUAGACUAGAAAUAUUGAAAGUAUGUGUAUAAUUUAUCCAAACUGGGCCUCCCUGACUUAAGCCACACACAGAUGCCCUCCUCCUGAAUACAUAUGCAGAAAUGUGUGUGGAAUGAUACAGAUUUUUUUACUUGAGUUUGCUUUCUCUCGCUCUUUGUAUUCUUGUGGACAAUUGAAUCAGAGGUUUAAGGAUGUAUAGUUUUUUUUCAGUCUGUCUACACUCAUUUUUCUUGAAAAUUGAUAUGCUACGGCUAUUUUUAUUUUCUAACAAUUUAUUUUACAUGGCUGUGCGUGUGUGUGUGUGUGUGUGCGUGUGUGUGUGUGUAUGCUUGUGUGCGUGAGGGUUGGGGUCAUGUUUUUGGGUUGCUGUGCCAGGGGGGUGGGGUAAAUGGGUGCUUGGGUGGGGUUAUGGAUAUAAAGCCUGAUAGCACUGGAAAUGGUGCUUUAGCUGAGAGAGCAAAAGUUUGCACUAAUGUUAAAUGUCCUUGUCCUGCUUAUGGGAGAAGGGCAGGAGACCUCAGAAAGGCCUGCGAGUUUCCAUGAGCACAGAGCAGUGUGGUAAAUACUCAAUGGUCUCAUAAAGAGUCCAUCCAACCCCUCCACAGAAAUAAUCAUGUACAGUAUAAUAAGAUAUAUACAUACGUCCAACAUCAACAAAUACCAAAGGAGAAAAAAUGACUUGCAUUGAAGUCAUUGGACAUUUUAAGCUACCAAUCUUAUGUUGGAUUCAUAGAGAUUUAUGGUUAAAUCCGGACGUUCUUGAAAAGAGAUUCUGGAUGUAACUUUUGAUGUAAAGUAGAAAUGGUGUGAUGACAGCAAAUCAUGUUUGCUCUUCAUUUUGAGAAAUAUUCCAAAUAUACAAGAUUGUAGGCAUUUAGAAAGUAGCAAAGCCUCUCCGAAAACAUUCGAAACAUUUGAGCUGGUUGACAUGUACAGUGUGCAGGUGCCAGAGAUAUGGAAUCAAAUUCAGAGAUGUUUCUUUUUGUCACCAAUUGUCUCAUGUUCAGUCCGCUGCUGAAUAAUUAAUCUUCAAAAAUAAUGUUAUUUUUAAACACUGUUAUUUUGAUCUUUGCUGAAUUGGAUGAUUUCAGUUAACUGUCUGAAAAGGUUAAGCUGAAUUGAAAUGUUCUCUAACUGUGACUCUGUGGCCGUGUCUGAGCAGCACUAAGCUUGUUGAUUUCAUGUUUCCAGACAGUAGUAUUGUGUAGUGUGGAGCUGAGGCUCACUCCCACCAGAUGGGCCUUAAGUGGACAGGGAUCGACAAAACUCACACCUUCUCCUUUUAUUGUAAACACUUGUUUUCUGCCCAUAUUUUUUACACCAAAUUGUGGAAGCUGAUUGGCUUCAUAAUUAACCAUUUCGCUGUUAAAGCUUUACUUGAAUUAAUUCAUAAUAAUGUCUCUGCAUUUGUCACUAGUUCAACGCUGUGUCUCUAUGGUUCCACAACUGGUGUGUCCCCAGCCUCAGCCCCAGACCAAGGUUACUCUGACACAGGCUACACUGAGACAGUCUCUGAACUUCAUUGCAUUGAGUUUUUCAAAUUGACCUUGAUGUGGGGUUUUUUUCCUAUGCUGUUAUCAAAGAUUUUUUUGGUGAAUAUAUCUGAGAGGGCCAUAAAACAAAGAUGACCAACAACUAUGAUAACAAUGAUAACUAUAAAUAAUCAAACGAAGCGGGACGGGGUGACUGUUAUUGUGGCGAUUCGUUUCAACAGAAGGGGGACUAUUUGCUUUGCUUCGUCAUUUCGCUGCACACCUGAUUUUUUUGUGUUUUCCAUCAGGCUCUUGAUGCAUAGCAAGCUGAGCGCAGCAUAUGCAGUACAGCUCUAUGCGCAGCGUGGCUCUGGCACUUACACAGACAGCCCAGGGUCCUUCAGAGAGGCAGGCUGCUCUCAGCCAAGUGGGGACAGUUUGCACUUGGAGUCUUUCUCAGUCUCUGGGGUUGCAAAGGUUGACAAAAUAUAUGUGGUAGGGGAAGGCAGGAUGUAUGCAUGCUGUAGUGUUUUCAGGGAUGAGGUGAGAAAGCCCAGGUGUGAACUAUUUGCUGAGCGAUGGUUCAGUGUUGGUCCUCCAAACUGGUAGGAAUUGCACGCCCACAACAUGAUAAGAAUUGUAAUACAAAGGAGGUCACCACAGAUUUUACACUGGGGAACUGCAACAAGGACAAUGUUGCUGAUCUCUUUUGUCUCUAUGUAAGUACUUCUCAGGUGGAAAAUACACUGCUAUGCAUUGGGUUUCAAUGUCUGCUCAGUUUAUGGUAUGUCUGAUCACCUUCUGAAUUACUUCUCUGUCUUUACCUUUCUUGUUCAUACCAAUAUUUAACAUAAUAGUUCCCGGAAAGAUAAAAGCAAGAACAGUUCCCUCACUGUAAAGGGGCUGUGACCAGCCUAUUUCUCCAUCUAAUAUUGAUCCGGUGAAUUGUUUGUUGGAGGGAAGGAAGCCACUGGAGAUUCAAAAUGUCUUAUUAGUCAGACUGUAACAUGUUUGAAAGGAGAUGGGGUUGGAAAAGCACGGGGGUGUAUGUGUGGGGGGGGUGGUGGGGUGGGGUGGGGUUGUAUGUUCUCUUACUUUCUUCUCCCAUCACUCUCCCUCUCUCCAGACAGAGUUAGUCUACGUCUUUGCUGCCGACUGGCCUUUGAUCAAAGAUCACACACCCUCAGCAGGGGAAUCGACAGGAGAGAAAGGAGGGAGAGGGGAUUGAAUAAGGUAUGGAGGAAGAGACCGUUUCAGUUUUGCAGUCACCCAAACCAUUUUAGGAUAAAUUCCAUAACUUCAUACUGUGAUUCCCACUUUAGAGGUUUUGGUUGGUGUAAAGGAUGUAAGUUGGAGACGGUCAACACUUUGUAGUUGGCUGUUUCACCCAGUCUGCCUUCCCUCACUAUCCAUCUACUGUGUGACAGACAUAGUUCAAAAAGCCCCCGGUGUAUCGCUAUCCAACUGCCUUUUUUCAGCUUAUGCGAUUGUAACAAAAGCACUUUGCGAAAGGCCAUCCUGAAUUUUGUGUGCUUUUAUUUUAUGGUUAUCACUAUUGUUAUUAUUUUGUUGUUCCUGUUGAUGUUUUUUUUCUCUAAGAGCAAAUGAUUAUUUAAAUGCAAAAAAACAAUAUGACGAAAAAGGAAAAAAAAAAGAAAAAAAACUUGAAUUCUUGGUAUGUGGAUUGAUGGUGGUUCGAGCUACUGCCUCAUCUGGACUUAAACAAACACAUCUCUGUUAUACUACCACCAUACCUGUUAUAUGCAGCUUAUUGCAUAGUCACACAAUGGCAGGGGGGGACCCAGGAUGGAUCUCCCCCUACCUGCUCUCCGCUUACUGUUUCAGAUCUUGUUGGGAGAAAGGUCAUUUUGAUCUCAUUUUGGGAGACUCCUUUUCUUGAAAAAGAAAACUGUAUAACAGUUGCAAAGCUUUCUGAGAAGGCUAGCUGUGCUGAAUGUUAAACACGCAGUGUUGUAUCCACUGCAGAAUCUCUGUGUCUGCAAUAACACCCUGUCUGUGUAGUAAAAGGCUGGAUCUGGUAUCCAUAUAGAGUUUAAAUGAUUAUGAAAGACGGAUGAAAUGGCCAAAUGACCAUCAUGCACUUUUGCAAAUCAGUACAGAAUUUCUUUGGCCUUAACAUCUAUGUCAAAUCAAGAUUUACUGCAGUAGAGUGGGAAGAAGAAUAUUGAUCAUAAUAUACAUGAAAUAAAUCCAUAGUUAAGUAAAUGGUUUAACUUGGGAGAGAGAAAUAGGCUACUAUUUAUAAUAGGUUGAUUUGUAACUGUGAUUAUUAUGAUAAUCCUUUAGGGAGAUUGAAACUUUUCUGAUGUAUAUUUUAAAGAGGCAGAAUAUUUCCCAACACUCAAAUGUGGACAUGUAAUUGUAAAUGCACGCUGAGUCACAUGAGGCAGAAAACAGCUGUUGCACUUCUGUGUCUGUCUGUGUGUGUGUAAUAAAACUUUAUCCUUGUUGCACAUCUCACCACACCCAGUCUGUCUGUCCUAAAGGCAGACUACCUGCUUUAACAUCCACUAAAUUUGGUCACAAAGUGCAACGCCAUUCAAUGUUUUGACCUGCAGAGUGCAGCAGCUGUUUUCCUCCCUGUGUGAUUUGAAUGUGGAUUGACCUUUUUUUUUCUUUU
This is a messenger RNA of Scomber japonicus (chub mackerel), 9488 nucleotides long. It is a transcript of the gene zbtb7a, whose product is annotated as zinc finger and BTB domain containing 7a. Gene Ontology annotation, biological process: regulation of transcription by RNA polymerase II. Lineage: Eukaryota; Metazoa; Chordata; Actinopteri; Scombriformes; Scombridae. The coding region runs from base 220 to 2040 and encodes 606 amino acids. The transcript has 4 exons. The record is from RefSeq and is a predicted model, not a curated record. Gene Ontology annotation, molecular function: DNA-binding transcription factor activity, RNA polymerase II-specific; RNA polymerase II cis-regulatory region sequence-specific DNA binding; protein binding.